Corticium candelabrum is the source of this 3327-nucleotide messenger RNA. RefSeq lists its product as uncharacterized. The record is from RefSeq and is a predicted model, not a curated record. Gene Ontology annotation, molecular function: DNA-binding transcription factor activity, RNA polymerase II-specific. Gene Ontology annotation, biological process: regulation of transcription by RNA polymerase II. The transcript has a single exon. Gene Ontology annotation, cellular component: nucleus. Bases 115 to 3180 code for a protein of 1021 amino acids. Lineage: Eukaryota; Metazoa; Porifera; Homoscleromorpha; Homosclerophorida; Plakinidae.
CUUUGUGAAGAUAUCCCCAUUUGCGAUUGUGCAGAUAGUCAACCUUUGAGAAUAUGUUUGCAAGGAGCAGGUGAUAUUUUGAACAUUCUGCAAUGUGUCUACAGCCGGCGACAGAUGGGUGAUAAGAGGAAAAUCGAGUUUUAUGUGAACGACUGCAGUCAAGCUAUUAUCGCAAGAGAUAUUUUGUUGUUGACACUUGCCAGUCAAGCACCACAGAAAACGAAAUCUUUAAACCAUUUCCUUGAUUUGUUUUGCAACAUCUACGCGAAUUUGUCUUUGGAUGAGUGUGCAGGACAUAAACUAGAUCAUCUUCUCGACCAUCUUCUUAACAACUUUCCAGCUGUAGACGGAUUCAUGCACAUUCCAACUGUUGAGCAUUUGUGGCACAUAAAGAAGAACUGGGCACUUUGGAAGACUAAAACUACAAGUUUGGAAGAAGCUCUUCAGCUCAGAAAUACGCAGGCAAGAACGUAUUUCAUUGGAAAGUAUUUAAAUUAUCACUCAAUAACUGAUGAACAGUUAGUGAUGCCGGAAUUGCUCCAAAACAGGGACUUGGCAGCAACAGAAACCAUGCAAGAAGAAUUGCUUCAUUAUUAUCAAACUGGAAACAUGUUAGAAAGAGACCGACAAGGUAGAAGUGUACUCAAGAAUGCAAAACUAAAUACUUGCAACUGGACACUGUUUGAUCCUGAACUAAAACAAUUUCCCACUUCCACAUCUCAACCUUUUCAGUUCCUCAUCAGUGGAUCAGAGGCUACUGACUACCAAGCAGAUGAUCAAACUCUUCUUGCUACAUUAAAGUCUGCAUAUAGACGUCUUAUCAAGACGUUUGCCGCUGACACCAACAAUUCCAAAUUACAGAUAACAUUUGAUGUUGGAGACUGCAAUUCUUUUCUGUCUCAGCGAAUCCCAUUCAACAUCACUUUUGAUGUUAUUGAUACAUCCAAUCUUGCAGACUACUUGGACCCUGUCAGUCUCUUGUUGUUUGCAUCCCCAAGACUGAACAGACUUGAACCCCAUGCUACAUUGUGGGUAGAAUUUCUCAAAUCACAGUCUGAUUAUUCAAAUUGUAAGCAGUUGAUAAAUAAAUCACUGGGAUUCUCAUACUCUUUGCUUAACACGUGUCUCAAACUGCAAUGUUUUUUGCCUAUUGAGAGCAGUCUACUUGUUGAUGAAUAUAGCAAAUUCUGUGGAGGAAGUAUAUUCAGAUCUAAUAUGGUUACUGGUAUAGCUCUCAAGUUCAAGUCAACUCCUUAUCCUAUUGGAUUAUCUCCCACUGCACUACAACUGAUGCCAAAUCCAUCUGAUUGUGUCUUUCGUCAAAUGAUUGACACAUAUCUCAUGUCUGUAUAUGAUAUAUAUACUGGCUGCUUCUUUCAAGAGUUACGAGACAAUUUUUUCUUCAAAUCCAUUCCAAAUCUGCUCCGUCUGUUGUGUAGUGUUGCACAAACGCUAGAUAACCCUAGAGAACUUUUUGAUUAUCUUUAUGAUAAGGUAAAAAAGUGUGAAACAACAGCAAACGUAUAUGGUACCAGAUCUCUAGAUGUCUUUGCAUUUGAUGUUCAAGUGUCAAGUUUGUGUUUGUGUCCACCAGAAUAUCAACCCACAAAGCCCUUGCAUCCAUACUUUGCCAACAGUUGUAAUCUGGAGACUCUAAUCUGUGAUGUAAAACCUACUUUAGCGGGUGUGACGGAUUGCUGUCCUGUUGUUGGCUGGAUAAUGAUAGAAAAUAUGACAACAGAAAAAUUCAGCAUUUCACAAGAGAUGACAGUGUUUCCUUGGAUUAAACAUAACAGUAAUCAUCUUCAGUUUAUCGACAGCAUCCAAAUCCUAAUUCGGGACCUCCAAGUGGAAAUCAGUGUUCCUGCAAUCCUAGGUCCUAAUGCCUGUGCAAAAAAUGUCGUGUUUGUUGCUUUGUCAUUGCGAUCAGGAUUGCUUUUAUAUAAGCCACUACAGACAUCUGUGCCUAAACCUCAACAACAGUUAACACUUACACAGAGAAGGCAAAAGUCUAUGCUUUCAGUACAAAAGACAUCAUGUGCCAAGAACCAAGAAGCAGUUGAGGUUUCUGUGUCGUCUCUGUUUGAAUCAAAAAAGAGCUUUAGAGUACAAGUAAAGCUCCAAACACGAAUAGAGUCUUGCUCGAGAUCUAAUGUGGCAGUGAGGGCAUCGUGUGAUGAAAAGAAUCAUCUGGCUGUCAAUCUACACAUCCAAAUCAAGACAGAAGAAACAACUCCACGAUCCUUUAAAACUAUGGUAUGGCUGCCAGCCUUCAUCGAUACCAGUCAUGACUGCAAAGCAUGGAUAGAUGAUGAACAACACAUUGUGGUCAUUCUCAAGAAAUCUGCUCUUUCUAUAAAAGCACAAAGAGAAAAACUAAAUUUGGACUCACUUUAUGAGUGGCCAGUAAACAGACCAUUGGGUGUUCCUAGCUCUAUGUUUACUCCAGAAGAAAUAACAGCUUUCAUGGUACAUGAAUUGCCAUUCGGUCAAGACAAAUAUUUGGAUGUCAGGAGACAUAUCAAUAUCAUGUUUACAACUCUGCUAGAUCACGAUGCAUACAAACAAGGUGUUGUCAAACUUUCUCAACUUCGAAACUACUUUGUAUCACUAAGCUCUCCGGAAACCGUUCUUUUGGCUCACAUGCCAAAGUUACGUAUUACCUCAGGUGGAGUACCAGUGAUUGUACUGGAUUACCUUGUAGCACAUAACCCACUUACAUCAUAUGCAAAGCAGUUCCUGUCUUACAUGAAUGUGAGCAAUAAUGUCCACAUCUCAAUUCCAACAAGUUUGUCAUCCAUUGAAUUUUUGAUCCAGUUGUUGGAAACAAAUUCUCAGCUUUUGUUACAUGAAACACCUGAAUAUGUGCAAAUAGAUAUCCACCUCCAACGAAGUUUCCUAGUUCCAUUGUACCCGCAAGGACCUCUUGCGUUUGGGAAUAUGCCUAUGCUGUUUGGGCAGUUUAUGAAAUAUUUUCAACAAAUUUUUAAUGAUGAAAAGGGCCACCGUGGAAGUCCACAAAUGGCAAAGUCAAGAUCAAGCAAUUGCUGCUCAUUGUGCUUGUCAAGUACACCCAAUCUAAAACGAUGUAGUCGUUGCCACAUUACAUUGUACUGCAGCACCGAAUGCCAAAAGAAGGAUUGGAAAGAUCACAAGAAACACUGUACACCUAGCAAGUAGUAUGUACUGUUUCCAUAAAGAUAGCAAAUCCUUAGACACGUUGUUCAAUUAUUUUAAGCCAAUCUGUAUCCAUGUAGUAAGUGUUCUUAUGUAUCAGAGUAUCUUGAUUAGAAAAUACCAAUAGAAAAACAUCUGUAUCACUUUAUA